Molecule: messenger RNA, 4152 nt
Organism: Camponotus floridanus (Florida carpenter ant)
Lineage: Eukaryota; Metazoa; Arthropoda; Insecta; Hymenoptera; Formicidae
Exons: 21
Coding region: 589-4005 (1138 amino acids)
Molecular function (GO): lipid binding
Source: RefSeq, a predicted model, not a curated record
GAAUGGCAGCAAGGUCAGUAGUUUCGUUUUCAUCACAGAUUUUCAUAUAUCUCCCUUAGGAAUUGCUGAAGAAGAAGUGGGCGAAUCGAAUGAAGUUAAACUGCCAAAGUAUAUUAGAAUGUCAUGGACAUUAUUAUCAUCUUUGUAAUUAACGAGAUGAUUUGUACGAGACUCAAGACGCGCUUUGUCAGGAGGUUAUUUCUAGUUGCCCCAGCGUACCCUUCUCCACGUUAAAGCCGGCUUCGCGCCCCUCUUGUCCCCCCCGGUGAGCGUGGCAGUUCGGAGCAGAGCAGCAGCUGACGGACGUAACAAUACGUUGUUCCUGGUGCACGGUAGCACUAUGUGCCGCACGACUACUAGAAGGAGAGACUACCAGAAGAGAACCGCCAAAGCGGCAUCUCCGAUAUAGAGCGUCGAUCAGCCGUUACACGGGACGCGCGAUGUGAGCCCCCUUCGAUAUAGGAUACACCAGGAAAGCGCGAAUCCACCGGAGGCGGGAAUCCUGCUGGUAAUUGGCCGUCUUCAACGGGGGGUCCGGUCAGACCCCUUAACAGUACCGUUUGCGGCGGCGGUGCGGGGGGCACCAACAUGACACCCGACGAUCCCGCGCCCGACGAAGAAUUCGCCCUCGCCGUCGCGCAAAAAGCACAGAGAGACGCAGAGGCAAUCCGCACCGCUCUGUAUCUCGGAGUGGCACUCGCGAUCACCUGGAUAAUAGGAGCGGCGGGACUGUCAUUGGCGUGGCUGGUUCUGGUCCUGGCACUGGCUGCGACGAUCGUUAAGGCAAGAGUAUCCCGGCUUCUUCAGACGGAAUUACAACACGAAUUGGCGAGGUUACGUAGAAGACGGGCUUUGUACAAAGAUGAGACCGCUGAAUGGCUCAGUCUGCUUCUCAAUAAGUGGUGGAGAUUCAGCGCUGCCAGUAUUUUUUCCUUGGCGAAGGAACGACUAGAGCCUCUCCUUAAUGAAGCUAAACCAGGUAUAUUAGGUCCGUUAGAAUUACGCGAACUCACUCUUGGCGAACAAACACCAUGCAUCACUCGCGUGAGAACACUCGAUUGCUGCAGUGACGAUGACCUUCCCAAUGGACAUCAUUCUGGUCAGGCUAAACUAUCCAUCGAGGCGGAUGUGCGACUAGAUUGCGAACAAUUCCGCAUGCUCAUCACUACACGGUUGUUUGGUAAAGGCGUGGGAAUGGACAUCGAUCUGGCAGUGGAGAAGCUAUCACUAUCGGGCACGAUUGUAAUCGAUCUAACGUUAAACGCGUCAGCGCCGUUUCCUCAUGCGACCGGACUUAGCGUGAGUUUCAUGGAAAAACCGGAUGUCUGGUUCAGCGUAAGAAUUCUACGAGCAGUGCAAAUGAUGGAGAUGCCAUUGAUCAAGACCUGGAUUCACGCGGUGGUCACUGAUGCCCUGGCCAGCUGGCUGGUCGACCCGGGUCAUCUAGAGGUAAACCUGAGGGCGCGCGAACGACCGGGUCCUGGACUGGAUUCCGUGACCAGUUCUAUGCCGCAAGGAGUGCUCACAGUUGUGCUGAGUCAAAAUGGGUGUCCUGCAAAUGUCGCCGAUGAGGUGAGAUGGCUCGUGGUAACAGUAGGCGAUCAAAGACGAAUCACCUCGAAUUUGAGCUCCAUGUGGACUGAAGAUGUAUCAUUCUUGGUCGGGUCGUUAGACAAUGAGAGGAUCACUAUCAAACUGAAAACAAAACGGCUUGUCAGUACCAUCACUUUGGCGCAAUUUGAAUUGGCAUUAGGAGUCUACGAUUGGGAAAACUCGCAAAUCGUUGAAACCGUGUUACAACAGAAGAAACCGUCCCGUAAUAGCGUUAACAUUCCGAGCAUCAAUGCGCGAUUAGAAUACACUACUCUUCCACAUUUGGAUCCCGAGUUACCACAGCCAGAACUAAUAGCCGAUAAUAUGCAUCUUGCAGUGCCGCGAGACUUUUGCCACAAAGCGCACAAAGCAGGAGUAUUGGUGAUUUGUAUUCAUUCCGCUGACAAUCUCAAUGGUGAUGUUACACAGUGUAAUCCUUACUGCAUGUUAUUUAACAAUCGGAAAAAGGUCAAAACGACGCAUUAUAUUCGUUCAACUACAUCUCCAGUUUGGGACUGCAGAGCGCAAUUUUUAGUUCAGGAUUAUACUCAAGUAUCACUGAGCUUUGUUAUUUAUUCAUGGAACAUAGCGAAAUCGGUGGAUACAGACAUGCUUGGAUUAGCAAUGCUAUCUCUAUCUCAGGAUACGACAUGGAUCGUUAGAAAAGAACUCACGCUCAGCGGGUCCAACAUAGCCUCCUCUAUGACAGUCUCCGUUCUUUUUUACCCUGUCAAAAGCAUACAACAAGUGGUUAGUAGUCGUAGAAGCAGCAUAGUUCCGACUACGCUGGACGACGAACCAAAAAUCAAACGAAACAGUCUGCCAUGGAUGCAACAAGCUAAGUUGUUACUAUCGCACAAGGAUGUUGAUCCUGCUUCCUCCGACAUAUCGAGUUUACUAUCCACCGGAAGUGGUUUGAUGGAAGUGACGCUAUUGCGUGCGAAAGAUCUCGUUGCGAAGGAUCUGAACGGUUUCAGCGAUCCUUUCUGCGAACUGAAAUUAAAUAACGAGACAAAGUACAAGAGCAGCAUAAAAAAGAAGACACUGAAUCCUUGCUGGGAUGAAAGUUCCAUUAUGGGGUUGCCGAAGACCGGGGAAGCUUUAGAUAUCGUGUUAUGGGAUCAUGAUACUUUCGGUAUGAAAGACUAUCUUGGGAAAGUAUCAUUGACUCUCGAGGAUAUCAGAAAGCUGUCAAACAGCGAUCAGUCUCAUUGGUUCCCGCUCAGGGGAACCAAAACGGGAUCUAUAGAGCUGAAAAUUAAGGUCUUAUCAGAAGAAUGCGAGACGCAAAGUACGUAUGCAACCAGCAAUGUCAGCGACAAUUCUUCUCGUUUAAAUGUUGAGCCUGACUCCUUAUCGAGUAUUGUGCGAAGACCUUCCAUGGAGAAGUCUAAAAUACGACUGCAUUUAGAUCCAGUCGUACCGCCACCGCCUCCACCACGGACUGUCACUCUCUUAAAGCCGACUAAUCAAUCUGAAAAGGCUAGUAUCACCAGUAAGGAGUCCAACGAAACAAACGGGACAUCGAGUUUCUGGAUUCCAAAAGUUAUCGAAGAAUCUGCGGCUGUUUCCGUCGACGAAGCCGAUACCACCAAAGUGAUCGCAGAAAGACGUUCAUCUCAACAUAGUUUGACUCCCAGUCCCGAACAAAGUUUUGGCAAAAAGUUACCACAGUACAACAGUUUUCGGAUGAUGAAACAGAAGGUGAAGAGAGGUUUAAAACUUCGUAGAUUCCGUUCAGAAGUAACUAUAGAGGAUAAGAAUGAUACCAAGGGCAUCACGUUGAGUUUGGAACCCCGAGGUGGUGGAGAAGCCGAUGCUACAGAACUUCUCUCAGAAUCCGGUCUGGCGCAUGCAGUAUCGCAACCAGAUAUGUUGGGCAGAAUAAGACAGCCCAGUCCACGCUUGAGAUUAAGGCCGAGUGACUUAAAAAUUGUUAACGGCACUAGAGAGAAAUAUUCCGGGAUAGAAGGAAAAGUUCUUCAGGCGCAGGGUCUUCAUGUAGCGCACAUUGCCCAAUUAUACUGUCGAGUGAAGCUUCAAACAUGCACCAGUCCGGAUAAGAUUGUGUCACCUAAUGGCGGUAAAACCAUCGCGAAAUCACGGCUGCUACCGGCUAUGCCUAAUCCUCAAUUCAGCAUAGAUUUCCACAUAGACGGUGACGGCGUACCAAGGCAAGCUUUGCUGAUAUUUGAGAUCAGGAGUGCUAGCAAAGAAUUGCUGGCUAGUCGGCGUAUAACUUUACAUGAAUUGCUAGGCGUAUCCGCAGCUAGCGACGAGAUUCAUACGUGGUUGGCGCUGAAUAAUGGUGCCUCAUUGGAAGUACAAAUUGCUCACGGAAGAGAGCUUAAGAAUAAGUCGGCAAAAAAAUUAUUUCGUUCUUGGUCGGUACAUCGGAUAGGGAAAAUAUGAGAUUUAAAGAAAAUCAAAUACUGCUGUUGUACAUCUAUUUAAUAUAUUAAUAAAAGUGUAAGAAAUUUUUUUCGUUUUUUGAGAAAGAAUCAAAUUUCAGGAGAAAGGAAUUCCAUCAACAUUUUUUUUGCAAAUGGAAAUAGACAA